AACACGCGACCGAGCAGCGAAGACGGCAUUCAGCACGUGUCUUUCAUAGGAGUUUAUACAUCAGCGAUUUCACUCUGUUGACAACUGCCAUUAUGGGUACUAUGAGCGAGGUGGUGACAUCAAGGCCCCCUGCUUUUGAGAAGAAAUCGGCACCAUCACAGGGCGAGAAGCAUAAAUCUACCUGCCAGGACCAACAAAAUUCACAGAGCAUCGAAAAACAUGAGUUGAAUAUUGAAGCUCCUCUGCAGCCCACAGAGUGCUUUGGACCCUUCUUCAGACUGAUCCCCUCCAGCGGUCAGGUGAAGGAGCUACAGACAAUCAUCCGAGACAAGAAUACAUCAAGAAGCGACUUCAAAUUCUAUGCAGACAGAUUAAUUCGUUUGGUGGUUGAAGAGGGCUUGAACCAACUUCCAUACUCUGACUGCACAAUCACAACACCAACAGGAUGCCAGUAUAAGGGCUUGCAGUUUGUCAAGGGCAACUGCGGAGUCUCUAUUGUGAGGUCGGGAGAGGCUAUGGAACAAGGAUUGCGAUCAUGUUGCCGUUCCAUAAGACUGGGCAAGAUCCUUGUGGAAUCUGAUCUUGAUACUCAUGAAGCAAAAGUGGUAUAUGCAAAGUUCCCAGAAGAUAUAAGUCAGCGUAAGGUUCUUCUGAUGUACCCGAUCAUGAGUUCCGGCAACACUGUCAUCAAGGCAGUCAACGUUCUUCAAGAGCAUGCAGUGGAAGAAGAGAACAUCAUCUUACUUAACCUCUUUUCCACACCAGCAGCAGCGAGGACCAUCACUAGUGCUUUCCCAAAGAUGAAUAUCUUAACAUCAGAGGUGCAUCCUGUGGCACCAAACCACUUUGGACAGAAGUAUUUUGGCACAGACUAAAGAACCAGGAUCUCACAGCACCAAUUAUUUGUGUUGUAGAAAGGAAGGAUACAUAUUUUGUUUUCUAGACACCAGUUGGAACAAAGUUUCAUGUUGCUGCAUCUUUAGUGUGUGUACUGAAUACAUUUAUAGAUGAUAAUUUAGUCAGUCUCAGAUGCAGUCACUUUUGUUAGAUAUUUUGGAAAUAUCGUGAAAAUGUGAUUGUUCUCAUGUAUGUUAGUAAUCGUUAUGCUGUAGUUUCAGCAUAGGUAGUUAUUUAUAUUUUCUUAUUUAUGGUAAAAAUUUUCCUAUAUUAAGGUUUUCAGUUUGUUUACAGGUGAUUUCUUAUUUGGAGAGUAUAAUUGGAAGGCUUAUGUUAAGUGAAUUGACUGGAAUUUUGGAUGUGGUGUUUGUGCUCACAUUCGAUUUUUAGUUUUUUGAAAAUUUAUUUGCACUGCCAGACAUGUGUCAAUCAUAGCAGUUAAUACAUGUGCUUGAAAUAAAUCAUGCAGUUUAGGGUUGUACGGUGAAAUUGUAUGCAAGAAAGUGAAGAGUCUUUGUGAUAUAGAUGAUGAUAUAUGACACUUGUGGAAGAUGAGAAACACUCAGGUCUGUCUUUAUCAUUACACUCUGACACUCUGCUUAGUCAAGUUGUGCCUUUUGUGCAACUGAUGAAUUUAUAAUUAGAAUACAUCAAAUAUUGCUAGAGUAAAAGGAUCAUGUCAGUGGAAAAAGAUAAAGGCAGGGGUGUUGAUGCCAGUAGUUAUGUGAAUGAGAACCAUGCAUUUAAACAGUCUUCAUACAGGUAAUAUUGAGUCUCAGUUCCAUCGUGUUCAUCCACUCAUGCCAUCAAAUCUUUGUCUCAUCUUACUAUCACUUUACCUCCAGAACAUUCCCAUGUUUAGGAGUCUUCAUCUCCUGUUCCAGAUGCUACUUAAGAUGGAAAAAAUAUUACCAGAUCUCCUAAAGUGUGGAGACGAACUAAAGUAUAUUUAGACAUGGAAGCCAGAAGUACAGAAUAGUACAGUCUGGAUACUGUUUUAUGAGUAAAUCUUGCGUUCACGUUGCAUAGAUAAGCAUCUGCAGUACAGUUAAACAGACAAGUAAAUGCACAAAUCCUGGUCAAAGUGCAAGAGGUUUGAACCCAACAAUGAUAUUGACUAAAGAGGAUUCUCUGCUUAAUAAAACAUGUACAUGUCAUGAAAUCUUUAUCACCUUGACUUAUCAUGCUGUUUCUCUAGGUCUUCUUUUCCUUGGAUGUAAAUCAUGGUCCCUUUUCUUCAUAUUGAGGCUUGAUUAAUACUUGACACAAUAUAAUAGCUUCCAGGAGUUCUACUCAUAUAUGGUACAAUUAACUUCCUUACAUGUAAGUAAUUCAUGCAGUUGCAUUGUGAGCGCAAGAUAUAUUUCUAAAAGAUAUGCUGAUGACCAGUUCAUAAAUUAUUUGACUUCUUUAGAUAUUAAACUCGUAAAGUUCAAUUAUGUAAACUGCACAAUCAUAUUCCAGAAGCCUUUUCUAGUUAAAGCCAUAAGAGCUUGUAACAAAUUAAAAAGACCUGUAACUAUACUUUAUUUCACAAAGUGAAAUACGUUGGCUAUAUGUGUAACAUAGAAUAAAAGCUGAGUAUUUUU
This is a messenger RNA of Penaeus monodon (black tiger shrimp), 2486 nucleotides long. RefSeq names its product uracil phosphoribosyltransferase homolog (gene kri). The record is from RefSeq and is a predicted model, not a curated record. The transcript is spliced from 8 exons. The coding region runs from base 93 to 875 and encodes 260 amino acids. Lineage: Eukaryota; Metazoa; Arthropoda; Malacostraca; Decapoda; Penaeidae.